UUCUUGAUGCGCUGAUUGUGUCGAUGGAUUUGCUUCAGAAAGAAACAAUAGGAAAAAAAUAUGACAAACGGCAUAUUGAGGUUUUUACUGAUCUUGGGACUCCCUUCAGUGAAGAUCAACUGGAUAUUAUCAUAAAUAACUUGAAAAAAACUGGCAUCUCCCUUCAAUUUUUUUUGCCGUUUCCAAUGAAUGAUGAAGACAGAGAUGAGAAUGCAUCUGCCGGGACGCAUAAUAGCAGAAGCAGAAAUUCUUUUCCAGGAAAGGGUCUAAGUAAACAGCAAAAGGAAGGGCUCCAGAUGGUGAAAAAACUCAUGUUUUCAUUAGACCACGAAGAAGGUCUGGAGGACAUUUAUACUUUCAGGGAGAGUCUGGAGCGUCUUUCAGUGUUUAAGAAAGUUGAACGGAGACCUAUGCCAUGGCCCUGCCAGCUUACAAUUGGUUCUAACUUGUCUAUCAGGAUUGUGGCCUACAAAACAUUCACAGAGGAAAAUGUGAAAAAAUCCUGGAUAGUUGUUGAUGCCAAGACUUAUAAAAAAGAGGAUAUCCAGAAAGAAACAGUUUAUUGUUUAGAUGAUGAUGAUGAAACAGAAGUUCAGAAAGAAGAUGUUAUUCAAGGAUUCAGGUAUGGGAGUGACAUCAUUCCUUUCUCUAAAGUGGAUGAGGAACAGAUGAAAUAUAGGACGGAUGGGAAAUGCUUUGCUGUUUUGGGAUUCUGCCGAUCUUCUCUGGUUCAGACAUACCGAUAUAUGGGGAACCAAGUCCUGAAAGUCUUCGCAGCAAAGGAUGAUGAGGCUGCUGCAGUUGCACUUUCUGCCCUAAUUAAUGCUUUAAAUGAGUUGGACAUGGUGGCUAUAGUACGGUAUGUUUAUGAUCGGAGAUCGCACCCACAGGUUGGAGCAGCCUUUCCACUAAUUAAAAAUGAAUAUGAGUGUUUGGCUUAUGUGCAACUACCCUAUAUGGAAGAUUUGAGGCACUACAUGUUUUCCUCCUUAAAAAAUAACAAAAGGUAUACUCCAACAGAAGAUCAGCUGUCUGCAGUUGACUCCCUGAUUGAUUCUAUGUCUUUGGUUUGUGAAGAUGAUAGUGAAGGGACUGUGGUGGAUAUAUUUAAACCCAGCAAAUUCCCAAAUCCCCUGUUUCAAAGAUUGUACCAGUGCUUGCAACAUAAAGCUUUUCAUCCUGAUGCACCUCUACCCCCCAUUGAAAACCAACUCUUAGACAUGUUGGAGACCCCCCAGAAAGUAACGGAAAAAUGCCAGGCUCCCCUUCAGAAAGUAAAAGCUCUUUUUCCCUUGAAGGAGGAAAGCAAAAUAAAAGAGCAGAAGACAGCUCAGUCCAUCUUCAAAGACAAUAAUGAAGAUGGCCCCAAUGCUAAAAAGGCAAAAACAGAAGAGGGUGAAGCCAGUUUCAGGAUUGCAAGCCUCUCUGAAGGCAAUGUGAUUACAGUUGGAAGUGUCAAUCCAGCAGAAAACUUCAGCCUGCUAGUGAGGAAGAAGAAUGCUGACUUCAAAGAAGUUAGUCAGCAGCUGAUAAAACACAUUUUCCAGUUUUUGGAAAACAGAGGGAUUGUGUAUUAUAUGAAGAGCAUCCAUUGCAUAAAAGUUUUCAGAGAGGACGCUAUUAAGCUGUCAGAAGUGCAGUGCUUUAAUGAUUUUUUGGAGGCGUUGAAAAAAAGGGUGGAAGACAAAAACUUACCAGAUUUCUGGGAGAUUGUGAUACAAGAAGGAAUUUCAUUGAUCACCAAUGAAGAAGCUGAAGGAAGCUCUCUAACAGCUGAAGAUGCUAAAAAGUUUUUGGCUCCCAACGAAAAGCCCAUGGAAGUUUCACCAGUUGCUGAAGAGGGUGGUGAUGUUGAUGAUCUGGUAAGUAUUUUAAUGUUGGCAGAAGGAGAGGAUGUAAAUGGCAAGGAUGAAAUCAUGCUAAAUAUGGGAUAUCGCUCAGAGAGAUGA
This is a messenger RNA of Thamnophis sirtalis, 1949 nucleotides long. Lineage: Eukaryota; Metazoa; Chordata; Lepidosauria; Squamata; Natricidae. The record is from RefSeq and is a predicted model, not a curated record.